UUUUUGUUAUUUUAUUGGGAUUUGUACGUGUGUAUUUUAAUUAGUUUAAAUUAUUAACUUAGUAAGAGGUCCUCCCCCCGGCGCGGAAUGGCGGACAAAAAGAAGUACAAGAAAACCAAAGAGGAAAUCCGGCGGGAAAUCGCUCGAGAGUUUGAUCUGCCGGAGCGCAAGUCCAAGAUAGCCACGAUACUUAAGCAGGAGGACCAGGCCUACUGCAUCUGCCGUACCUCCGACUGUUCCCGGUUUAUGAUAGGCUGUGAUGGCUGCGAGGAGUGGUACCAUGGCGACUGCAUCGGCAUCACCGAGAAGGAGGCCAAGCACAUCAAGCAGUAUUACUGCCGGCGCUGCAAGAGGGAGAAUCCCGAGUUGCAGACCAUUUUCCGCUUGGUGUCCACCGAACGGGCUGCCGCCUCGAAUGCGGCCUCCACCAGCCUGGGUGCCGGAGCCUCAGGUCCGCCUGGGGCGCCGCCUGCUGCCGGAGCAGCUCCGUUGCCCCCGCCAUCGGGGGCGCUGAAGCGGAAAAGCAGCAACGCUCGGGAGACCAAGGUUGGCAGGCGUUGCGGCACCUGCGAGGGAUGCCGGCGUCCCAAUUGCAACCAGUGCGAUGCAUGUCGGGUCCGCGCCGGUCACAAGCCUCGCUGCAUCUACCGCACCUGCGUCAACCAGCCGAACGUCAACGAGCCCGGCACCUCUCAGUCGAGCACGGGAGGCAGGAAGCGCGAAAAGGCUACCGCCAGCAAAGCUCGCAAGGCAAAGGUCGGCAUAAAGCGAGCCGCCAGUCCAGAGGUGUUCCUCAAUCCCGAGCUGGAGGGUACGCGUCAGUGUCACGGUCCCGGCUGCUGCUGCCAAGCGCGGCCGCAGAGCAAGUACUGCAGCGACAAGUGUGGUUUCAACUUGGCCACCAACCGCAUCUUCCAGGUGCUGCCGCAACGCCUGCAGGAAUGGAAUCUGACGCCGUGUCAUGCCGCCGAGGAGACUCGCAAGCAACUGGAGGGCAUCCGUCAGAAGCAGGCUUUGGUGCGCUUCGCCCUCGCCGAACUGGAGAAGCGCUCUGAUGAGCUUAAUAUGGUUGUGGAGCGAGCCAAGCGCAGCUCCAUUGACACGCAGGGAUCGCAUGAUUCCGGCGACGCGGAGGAUGAGCAGAGCAUGUACUGCAUCACCUGUGGCCAUGAGAUCCACUCGCGCACGGCCAUCAAGCAUAUGGAGAAGUGCUUCAACAAGUACGAGUCGCAGGCCAGCUUCGGCAGUAUAUUCCAGACCCGCAUGGAGGGCAACAAUAUGUUCUGUGACUUUUACAAUCCGGCCAGCAAAACCUAUUGCAAGCGUCUGCGUGUACUAUGUCCGGAGCAUAGUAAGGACCCCAAGGUAAGCGACACGGAUGUCUGUGGCGCCCCCUUGGUGCACAAUGUCUUCAAUCCGACGGGUGAGUUCUGUCGUGCACCAAAGAAGAACUGCUUCAAGCACUAUGCCUGGGAGAAGAUCCGUCGGGCGGAGAUUGAUCUAGAGCGUGUUCGUCAGUGGCUCAAGAUGGACGAUCUGAUGGAGCAGGAGCGCAUGCUACGACAGCAGCUAACAUCCCGAGCCAAUCUCCUGGGACUGAUGCUGCACUCAACCUACAAUCACGAAGUGAUGGACGAGCUAGUCCGCAAGCAGCAGGAACAUCUGGCGGAGUUUGAGAAGCAAAAGCGCCGUCGCCAGCAGCUUCAGGCAAACCAGAAACUCAUACAGGAGAAGCAGCAGCAGUUGCAGCAGCAGCAGCAACAGCAGCAGCAACAGCAGAAACUUCAACAGCAGAAAGUUGUCGAGCCUCAGCAGCCUGUACAGCAAGUUCAACAGCAGCAGCAACUUCACCAGCAACAACAGCAGCUCCAACAGCAACUUCAACAGCAACUCCAACAGCAGCAGCAGCAGCAACUUCAACAACAGCAGCAGCAACUUCAACAGCAGCAGCAGCAACUGCAACAG
Molecule: messenger RNA, 1965 nt
Organism: Drosophila serrata
Lineage: Eukaryota; Metazoa; Arthropoda; Insecta; Diptera; Drosophilidae
Product: CXXC-type zinc finger protein 1-like
Biological process (GO): positive regulation of DNA-templated transcription
Cellular component (GO): Set1C/COMPASS complex
Molecular function (GO): zinc ion binding; DNA binding
Source: RefSeq, a predicted model, not a curated record